UGAACGUCAAAUUCUGUGACUGUUUCUGAAUUUUUAUUAGUAAUAAAUUUCACGCACUUGUUUUUUCUAGAAAAGAACGAUAUAUAUUUUUUGGUAUUUAUUUAAGCUCUUACUAUAUUUUUUCUCUGGGUUGUUGGAUUUUCUCUUCUGUGUGUUGUAUCGAAAUAAAUAUCAAUUGUAUUCAAUCUUUGGGAUGUUGUAGACAUCAAUAGCGCUAUUAAAAGAGGUUUGAGAGGAAGGAGCACAUUUUACAUGGGUAGCCUUACCAAUGUUGAGAGAUAUAUGUCUCUUUUUUCCACAAGAUGCCAUGGCUUAGGCGGAGAGUCCUGGAGUAUUUAAUGCUUAUUUUGAAGUACGAAGACCCAAUUAGGGUCCGCGAUCUACUAGGAAUCUCUUAGCAACAUCCAACAUCCAACAUCGCACGCAGUGUACCAUCUACUCCACCCCUUCCCCCCACAUGACUUAAGGGGUAUGUCAACAUUUACUCGUCCAUAUUGAAUCGGUGCCAAGGAGAAUCACACCCGGUCUCCCGCACAAAGUGCGAGAGUUAUAACCGCUAAGCCACGGCACCACCACAUCGAUUAUUUUCACAAUAUCGAUUCCAGACAGAGAAAACAACGAUGAGAAUUCUUUGGAUUUAGAAAAAUGGACAUACAUCCAAAGAUGGUGAGUGUAUCGUAAGUUAAUCAGAUUACGAAGGUGACAGUGGAAAUAUAUUUAGCAGUUUGGAAAAUGAUAUGGAAGAUAGAAAGCUAAUGUAAAUACAAAUUGGUUCCAAUAAAAAAAACAUCACACACAGUGGAAUAGUUCGUUAUGUUCGUCAUUUUUUUUUAUUCUUACUUUAUAUUUAAAAAUUGCGAGCUACAAAUUUAAUGCGCGAAAAUAUUUAAAAGAUUAAUGAAUUUAAAAUCUGAUUUAAAUCGUCCGAUAGUAUAGCGACGAAAUGUUUGGAAAAAAAAUAUUUAUCAGGGGUAAUUAUUUUUUCAAAAAAAUGUUUUGCCACCAUUGUUGCUAAUAGUGGCAAUUCAGUGACAAUUUCACACCUCCAAUAUAUAUGUUGACAUCAGUAAUCUGCUAAAAACUGCUUAGAUGAAUUGGUUGAAAUAGACGGAAAAAAGGGAAAACUAAAGACAAUUCGCAGUUCGUUCUUCUUUAGGUCGUUGAACCUAUUGAAUACCCUCCCUUCAGCACACGCACAAUAGAUAAAUUCUAUAUUUAUUCUAAGAUUCAUUCCUGCAACACUAGCAGUAAAGAUUUAUAAAGAAAAUCGGAACAAUGACAUAAUCCGGGACGAAAAAAGUGAAAGACAAAAGCUGUUUUCGUAUGUCUUCCCUAAGAUGUAUUCCAAAGUUGUAGGUGUUAUGCCGUUAGAACUGGCAUGCAUCAAAAGCUAGAUUUUUACCGAUUUGCCAGAUUUGAGAUAAAAAAUAGUUUUAAAGUGGUAAUAAUAAUAACAAUAUAUUCAGAAGCAUAUUAAAACUAAUAGAAACAAACAUAUAAAAACAAAUAUUCAAACAAAAUUAACGAUGAUAAUACAGACAUUCACGAGGCGAAACAUCUUUGCGGUGUCCUUGUACUUAAUUAAUUUAGCGAGGUCAUAUUUAGGGGAAAUACCAUUUGCCACUUAAACUGCUAAUUGUGACACUGUAUUUAUCUGAAAUAUGUGAACAAAGAUCUUGGUGGUAAGAAUAAGCAAUAUAACUCUCAGCGGCAUGUUCUUUACCGUUGAAGAUGUUGGAUUGUAAUGUCAAAAAGGUGUGGGACAAUAUACUGUUAACUGAAAAUAUCAACAUUUUGGUGCUUAUUUUAUCAGGCGGUAAAAGCUCGUAUAAAAAGCUUGACUUAUAUAUGUUUUUUAAAUUGUUCAAUUGGUAGCUUUUUUGUUUCUCUUCAGAAGACAACGAUAAUCACUUUCGGACAGCUAAACUGAUUUGCCGCUGAAAAGGUAGAUGUUGAAAGACAUGAUGCUUCCAAUACACCUUGUUACGCUGGCUUGUCUGGCUUGCUGUGUUCACUCCAGAGCUAAUGUCAAUUACUAUUAUCUGAAUUCAGCACCGAAAAAUACGACAGUGUGUCAAGAUGACAAAGAAAGGUGUGGUUUUUACUGGUCACGUGGUUGGUACACAUGUGGUGUUGGAGCAGUACUGUAUGAUUACUGCAAGAAGUCAUGUGGAUACUGUGAAAAAGAUCCAAUUCCAACAGUUCGUCCAGGCGAGUUAUGCAAAGAUUUUGAACCACAGUGUCCUAAAUGGGCGAAGUAUAAGGAAUGUAUUUAUGCAAGGAAAUUCACUCAAAAGUACUGCCCAAAGAGUUGUGGACUUUGCCCAAAAGACCGAAAGAAGGUCAAGAAACCAAUUUUCAGAUGCAUUGAUAAAAGUCCAUUGUGCGCGUUGAAAGCGAGGUACAAAUCAUGUUUGCUUCAAAGACCCUACAUGAGCGCCAACUGCAGAAAAAGCUGCAAAAUGUGUUCACAAGAUGGCUCGUGUUUUGAUACGGACAGUUUGUGCAAUUGGUGGAAGAAAAAGAAUUAUUGCAAGAUGGAAAAAUACCGAGAAUACAUGAGAAAGAAAUGCCAAUUCAGUUGUGCAUUUUGUAAUGCUUAAAUUGAUGUGUAAUUAAAACACUUGUAUAUAGUUUGGAUUUAACUCACGUAGUAAAGGAUGAUACGUUUCAGAACAAUCAAAACAGUUUUGUUAGAAAUUCUUUUAAACCAUAUUUUGACUGUAGAUUUGUAACAAUUGUCUUGAAAUGUGUAUUAAAUUUUUUUACUGUCGUAGACUUUCUAAACAAUCAAAUGUAGAUUGUAAUAUUUCGAUACGAAUUUUGCAAUCUAUUAUUUUUUAACGAUACGGUGUUGUACAGUUAUCAUGUAAAAUAACUUUUUAUGUGCUAGCCAGGAUUUUCUU
Hydractinia symbiolongicarpus is the source of this 2906-nucleotide messenger RNA. Its product is annotated as nematocyst expressed protein 3-like. The coding region runs from base 1950 to 2603 and encodes 217 amino acids. The record is from RefSeq and is a predicted model, not a curated record. Lineage: Eukaryota; Metazoa; Cnidaria; Hydrozoa; Anthoathecata; Hydractiniidae. The transcript is spliced from 6 exons.